AUGGAUGAGAGUGGCGCGACCACGGCGAUAAAGAAUGCUGUUAGCGGGUUUGCCGAGACUCUUCCUGUGCUCAUGAAAGCCUUGGACGAUAUUGGCAAAAUUCAUCCUGUUAUUCAAGGUUCGAUUCUCGCCCAUGAAGCAUCGGGUGGGCUCAAAAACAUCAAAGAUGAAGCGAUCACUGGGCCUAAAGGCGUUACCAUUGAGGCCAGGUUGCAAGGGCUCAUGAAACAGACAGCGAGCGAUAUCCGGUCCUGCGGGAACGUGUGUGAUGCGUACUCGAAGAUGUCGCUGCUUGCGAAAGUGCUCAAAGGACCUCUCUGGGAGGGAACAUUUGCAAGCUUCGUCUCCAAGUUCUCGCAGCGGCGGGAUGACAUUGAAUUUGCGUUGUCCAUCCAUAUCGCUGGUAAAGUUGACGGGCUGCAUGACAAGGUGGACGAUCUAGCACAGAUCGUCGAGCGAAAGACAGACAUGAUCAUGGAGUUCUUGAAGAACUAUACUCCCCCAGAACACAUGGACGUGUGCAAGCAAAUCGAUCGCAGAGGGGGUCGCGAAGCUGUCCUCAAGAACGACGAUGCGUUGCAGGAACUCGUAUCCACUCGGUUAGAAACCAACUCAAGCAGAUCCAGCAAUCAAGCCACCGCGCUUGCACGGAAUGCGAAACAUGAACUGGAGAGCCAGUUGAUCGAUCCUGCGUUCCAAAUUCAGAAGAAUACCCAGUUCUUCAACAGGAAGUUCGAGAUGCAGCAGAGACAGAUCCUCGAAGGCGUGGGCGAGAUUGUACACCGCGAGAGCGAUCGUGUCAUCGAAACAGUCACUUCAGGCCCACAUGACAGAAUUUUGGACAAAGAUUUGCAUCAGAUAUGGAAAGAUAUGGGGUGGCGCGGAAGUGUCAAAGCGCGGCAUUUUGUGUUGGCGUUGAGGGACUAUGAGCAGGAGAGAAGAGAAGAGAAGAUGAGGAAAGAAGCUACAUUUCAAGUUGCACCUACUUUCGAUCCUGACGCUUGGGCUUUCGAUUGGAUCACGGUGAAACGGCUGCAGGCGAUUACGGAGGCUCUAGAUGACGAUGCCUCAGGCUUCAUUACCGUGACAGAGGCCAACAACUUUACCAGCUCGAGACCUGCGGAUUGGAGCCUGCCUCAAUGGCUGGCAUACUGGGCAAUAGGCUGGCAGAUCUCAGCAACAAUCUACCGGGACAAGAUACACGAAAUCUUCGAGAAGAUGUUUGCGAUGCGGCAACACCUCCACGAAGCUAAUGUGUUGAUGGUCGACAGUUAUCUCAGCGCUGUCUGGACGGACAUCUGCGGCAUAACCACCUCUCUUGAACCCUUUUAUGCAACUCCGCAGCUGCUGGAACGAUUCCAGAGCUACAUUGACGCGGAGGAAGAACGUCUCAAGAAGAAUCUCGAGGCCAUCAAAUAUCAUAUCGACGACUCGACCACUCUUGCGCUUGUCACGGGUCCUGGGCGGAUCGAAAAAUACUUGUUCCCGCUCAUUUAUCUCCUACUGAAGCACGACUACGCGGUCUUCUGCAUAGGGCGAAAGGAAAUUGUCAAUGAUCGUCACAGUAUAGAUGCCUUCGAUAGUCAAUGGACCAUUAACCAGGCUGUCCGUAAUCGUAUUGACGACCUGAAAGCGUCUCUCAAGCACCAGAGGCUGGACCUCGCACAUCACUUCGAGCAUGCUUACAGUGAUUUGUAUCAUUUAAUAUACUUGUCGAUGGAAGACUCGGAUUCUCCUGUGCCGCUCAAGGCGAUUCAAGCAUUUCCUUACAAAGCCGUUACCUAUGACGAUACUGAGGAGGACAAGGACGUUCCGACAGCGGAGACCGUGCUCUUCUAUGCAUAUGACCAAUCUCAGUUGAACGCAGGGGCAAACGCAAUGGAAGAUACUGCGACUGACGAGGAUCGGAAAGCCACCGGAAAUCUUAAGAAUAUUCUUGGCCGCUGGACCGGUUACAACUACACGAACACCGAAUAUCCGUUCUCAGUCAUGUUCACCGUAUUCAUUCACACGCUGAAUGCGGAGAGCACUCAAUACGAAGCCCUCGUCCAUGUCCCAGACUCCAAAGUCGAGUUCAAGCUGGCCGGGGACAUCGUCCCAGAGGCAGACGGCAAAGUGACAUAUCAAUUCCGCCUCAUCAUACCCAUCCAUGGAAUGUUGGUAGAGUAUGAUGGAACACUCAACGAAGACGGUAGCAUGCUGUCCGGAAAAUGGGGCUCUAACGCUGUUCGUGAUGCAUCGUUCUUCCUCUCGAGAAUGCCUGCGGAAGUGUUAAUUUGUCGGCCCUCGCCAAUGGAACUGCAAACCGACAGGAUUCGAGCGCUUUGGCGUUUUGCGCUGACGGCAGUGCAGGAGCAGGUUGCGCGGCGUCGGUUCACAUGGAAGUUCCUGGCGACACGCCGAGAUGUCCGUCAUCGCUACAUGGAUCUGGCGUUACGGACACAGCUCGGGCGCCCGCUCAACGAAGCAGAAGACGAAGAAGGGCGGAAAUGCAUGCGCGCCCUGACCCCGCUAGACGCACUCAUCUGUCACCACGUUAUGGAACUGCGCAAGCGCACGAUAUGCAUCCACAAAGGGAUAUUCUGCGACUCGUGCGAUGCGCACGAUCAGGAGAUAACGGGCGGGCGCAUCGUCUGCCUCACCUGCGACAGGGAUGGCGGUGAGUCGAUCGACCUGUGCGAGGACUGCAUCGUCACAGAGGUGGACCGUACGAAGCGGCCCGAUCUGGCCGCGCCGCAUCUCCCGACACACGACUUGUACAAGCUGCGCUCGUUGGUACAUCAGCGUGAGUUUCGCUCGAUUGUACUCAUGGCGCGCAACGCGCUGGAGAGGGCGCGGACGGCCUUCAAGGACGCGCAGGACGUGGCGCAUGACCGGACUGAGGAGGAUGGUACGGGAGAGGCGGAGGAUCGCUUGACCAAGAUUGUUGAGGAGGACUUGACGUGCAUAAAGUGCAAGGAACGCGUCACUCAGCCAUGCUGGUACUGCAUCGUCUGCGAAGAUGCUGUCUUCGUGUGCAUGAAGUGCGAUGCCGGAGGGGGCGUGUCGGAGGGCAAGCACGCGAAAACACAUGGGCUUGUGAGGUGUCAAGAGGAGAUCGUCGAGGAGGCGGAGGUUCCCGCGGAGGAGAAGUUGGAGUCGAUGGUCACGAGCAAAUUUGCAAAGGUCGACGGUCAGUUCGAGGAGGUGGACACGAGGCUUCGGCAGGUCGACGAGCGGCUUUCGCGAAUGGAGCAAUUGCUUCAAGCAAUCGUGUUGAAGAUGGGGGCCGGACAAGACGGAUCGACAUGA
Postia placenta MAD-698-R-SB12 is the source of this 3291-nucleotide messenger RNA. RefSeq lists its product as hypothetical. The transcript has 13 exons. The record is from RefSeq and is a predicted model, not a curated record. The coding region runs from base 1 to 3291 and encodes 1096 amino acids. NCBI's taxonomy places the organism in Eukaryota, Fungi, Basidiomycota, Agaricomycetes, Polyporales, Adustoporiaceae.